Triticum turgidum subsp. durum (durum wheat) is the source of this 714-nucleotide messenger RNA. The record is from the annotation of a GenBank genome assembly. Lineage: Eukaryota; Viridiplantae; Streptophyta; Magnoliopsida; Poales; Poaceae.
AUGCCCAACGGCAGCCUCGACCAGCACCUCUUCCGGCGCGGCGGCGCCCAGGAGCAGCGGGCGGCGCCGCUCAGCUGGGCGAGCCGCUACGGCAUCGUCGCCGACGUUGCCUCUGGCCUGCACUACGUGCACCACGAGUAUGGCCGCACGGUGCUCCACCGCGACAUCAAGGCCAGCAACGUCAUGCUGGACGCGUCCUUCUCGGCGCGCCUCGGGGACUUCGGCCUCGCCCGCGUCAUCGACUUCGACCGGAGCUCCUUCACCGACGCGACCUGCCCGCUGCUGGUUGACUUCGUGUGGCGGAUGCACGGCCGCGGCGCGCUGGUCGGGGCCGUGGACCAGGAUCUCGGCACGGCAGGGUACGACUCCGACGAGGCCAACAGGCUGCUGCUCCUCGGACUCGCGUGCAGCAGCCCCAACCCCGGGGACAGGCCCACCAUGCCGGAGGUGCUGCAGAUCGUGUCCAAGAAGGCGCCGCCGCCGGAGGUGCCGCUGUUCAAGCCGACCUUCGUGUGGCCGCCGGAAGGGGGAGCGGCGCACUUCAGCCUGAGCGACAUCGAGAUGACGACGAGCAGCGGGGGCAGCUACGUCGGCACAGGCACUGGUUCGUCGACGCGCGCGACGCAGGAGACAUCCUACGACAGCUUCCGGCAGCCGCCCUCGGCACCAAACAACAGCCAGGAGUACUUCCCCGCUCUGUCCUCCGGCCGGUGA